GAUAGAACAGACAGAUGAUUAUUUCUCUCUCUUAGGCAAGCAAAGCUACUGUGUGCCUCGCUAUAAAAGGCCCUCACCAACCCAGCCCUUCUUCUCCAGAGCACCAAGAGCAGCAAACCAAGCUCAGUCAUCUAACCAAACCAAGCCACAGCUUGACAGCUAGCUAGCCGGCGAGCCUCUACGAUUCACAAGCACUAGCAGCAAAGAAGAAGAGAGCAAGAUGUACCACCAUUUCCAUGGCGAGGUGGCAAGCCUCCGCUUCCUCUCCCCUCCGAACGCUUCCUUCGCCGCGCACCACCACAUGAACAUGGCCCUGCCGCCUCAGGCCUACUUCCCGCCGUCCUUCGAGCCGGCGUCGGCUUUACAAGACGCCGCUUCUCUCCUCGCCGGCGACGGCGGCGACGCGGCCAGUUUCGAGCUCGACACCGUCGUCCGGGAAGCGGCCACUCACUUCGCCGGCCGCAAUGGCUCGCCCAGCUCCGGCUCGGGCUCAGACGGCGGCGGGGGCAGCGGCUACCAGAUGAACGCAGCGGCGCCGGCAGCCGCGGCCGACGAGGAGCGCCGGCGCCGGCGGAUGGUGUCGAACCGGGAGUCGGCGCGGCGGUCGCGCAUGCGCAAGCAGCGGCAGCUCAGCGAGCUGUGGGCGCAGGUCUCGCACCUCCGCGGCGCCAACCGCCGGCUCCUCGACGAGCUCAACCGCGCGCUGAGGGAGUGCGCCGACGCCCGCCGCGAGGGCGCGCGGCUCAGGGACGAGAAGGCCGAGCUGGCCAAGAAGCUCGAGCAGCUGCUGAAAGCGGCCGCGGCCCCGGCCACGGAGAAGAGCGCCGCCGCCUCCUCGACCAACCGCAGCGGCUCAUCGGAGCCAUGCAACAACACCACCAGCACCAGUGAAUGAUCGAAUACAUUAUCCGACCCAAUUUUUACUUGAGAGGAUAAUUAUUGGAGUAUAUCAAUAAGAACAUGUGUGAUUAAGCAAGGAUAAUUUGAGGAGAUUGAGGCAUGCGUGCGUGCAUCCUCAAUUGAAUAUUUUUGGGACGUUUUUGUUUUUAUUUCUAAAGAGUUGUUUUGCUAUAUACCCUACGGAUAAGUUAACGUGGAUCAGAUCAUCAUAUAUU
Setaria italica (foxtail millet) is the source of this 1115-nucleotide messenger RNA. RefSeq names its product G-box-binding factor 1. Gene Ontology annotation, molecular function: DNA-binding transcription factor activity. Gene Ontology annotation, biological process: regulation of DNA-templated transcription. Lineage: Eukaryota; Viridiplantae; Streptophyta; Magnoliopsida; Poales; Poaceae. The record is from RefSeq and is a predicted model, not a curated record. The transcript has a single exon. The coding region runs from base 221 to 895 and encodes 224 amino acids.